CCGCCUUCCGCCUUUCUCCAUUCCGCCCGCCGUUUCAUCGAUCCAAUCCGUCUUCCAAACUCUCCCAGCAUCACCGGUUGGUGCGUCGCUACUACUGCUGUUCUUCGGGCAUCCAUCACUCGUUUCCGCUUCCUUGCGGCUGCUCUGUCACAUCUGCAACGCGGUCCUUCCACCCUUCAAUUAACGACUCUGUCUUCUGCAAAAUCCCCUCGGGUUCUUCCGGCCUUGAAUGUCUUGUGCUCCCAACUUGCGAUCAACGAAACCUGCUUCGGUAUAAAUGGGUAUCUGCGCUUCUUGUCUCGGACUCAGUCGUCGAGACAGUCAGGAUUCUGAGUCCUCGCGCCUCCUCGAAGACGACAUCUAUCAAUCGGGAUACGGAUAUGGAGCCCUCAACCAUGCGAACCAGGUCGCUCAACCCGACACCGGAUACAUAAAGCGCGAACGGGAAGCCCUAGAAGCGAUUUGUCAAAGGACCUCGGACAAUGUCAUCGAUAUCUGGUCCCUUCAACCUCAACCUCACCUUCAACCUCAAGCAACGCUGCACGGUCCCGUGUCCCCUUCGACAUCGAAAUCAGGUGCAACAGACGAUGUCCCCGUGAGAAUCACAACCUCGCCGCCUUCGGAACGCCCUGAAUCGGCUGAUAAAGACUCCGCGACCAAGCCCGGUGCCGUCCCUAAACAUUGGGGAGAAGUUGUCAUCAAUCCUCGGAAAGGCAAACAGGCGCGCUCGGGAUCGAAUUACGAGACCAAUGCUCGCGACGUCUUCGGUGUUUUGAAGGUGACUUGAUCCUCCUGGACUUGAGUGGACACGACGUGACGGUUCAAUAUCUGGGUCUUUUUCCCGAUCAUUUCUUUCCCUUCGAUUUCUUAAUCCUGCCUCUCUUUAUGCUUUUGCACUCCAUUCCCUCGCUUGAGUCCAUCACAUAGGUCGCCGGUCGACGGUCUAUUCUCUCCUUUUCUACCCUUCUGCUUUUCUUUGCCAUCCUCUCUUUACUUUUCUGGCUUGUUUCUUCGCGUCUUCCACAAUCCCUCCCUUGUCUCUUUCUUCUUUUCCUUUCAUAUCUUUCCUCUUUUCAGCCCACCCCCCUUUUUUAGAGACAUACUUGUCAUAAUACCCUUGUUGCAUGCUUUCUCAUCACCAAAGUUUUCAUCCCUGUCAAAAAUGUGCGCUUUCUUAUGUAUUACAUGUCCUUGGCUCGAAAUAGCUACAUUGCGCCGUAACAUUAAAAAUGACAUCAUACGUUCAGUAUAG
Aspergillus steynii IBT 23096 is the source of this 1252-nucleotide messenger RNA. RefSeq names its product LAMTOR1/MEH1 family protein. Gene Ontology annotation, cellular component: membrane raft; Ragulator complex; late endosome membrane. The coding region runs from base 278 to 787 and encodes 169 amino acids. NCBI's taxonomy places the organism in Eukaryota, Fungi, Ascomycota, Eurotiomycetes, Eurotiales, Aspergillaceae. The transcript is spliced from 3 exons. Gene Ontology annotation, biological process: positive regulation of MAPK cascade; regulation of receptor recycling; cellular response to amino acid stimulus. The record is from RefSeq and is a predicted model, not a curated record.